Molecule: messenger RNA, 6183 nt
Organism: Cladocopium goreaui
Lineage: Eukaryota; Dinophyceae; Suessiales; Symbiodiniaceae
Source: the annotation of a GenBank genome assembly
AUGGUCACCCACUUGAGCAUUUCAGACCCAUCCUUACCCAAUGCUGCUGCCAAGGGCGAAAGGCCAGUGUGGACCAGCGGAUUGUGCUCCAAAGCAACUGGGCUGGAAGAUUUUUGGCAGUUGCCCGAUGCGAUCCGAUGGCGAAGAGAUCAACCGCCUGAGCAAAACCGCCGUAGCUACACGCACUCUGGCGUCACAGUCAGUCAGGAGUCUUUGGAGCAAGCAAUGGCUGCUGUGAUGGAGGAGCAGUACCCACACGUGUUCGGUUCUCCACAGGCAGCGCGGAUCCGGAUCACGGGCAAAUCGCCGCACUCAGCCUCAACCUCGAAGAGGCGGCAGAAAUGCCUGGGCAUCGGGUGGAUCGACGGUGAGCCCUACGUUGAUUUCUGGCCGGGUGACCGCUUGGCACCAGACAUGUCGACGGCGAAGCGUCAAUCCGUGGUGGAAGCUGCAGGAUGGUGUAAGAAGGCACCAAAGGUGGCAUUGGCAGAGGUUGCGAAGAUCAAGGAUGGCACCGGGUUUUGUCCAGUGCUGGGCAGUGGGAAAACGCUCCAAGUCUCAUCUGGCUUCAGCGGGUUGGACGCCUCAUCCCGGGCAUGCGAGAUCUUGGAGAAAAACGUGGACGGCGCGGUGAAGUUCAAUUUCGCCUUGGACGUUCUGGACUCGAGCACGAGGAAGAAAAUGGAGGCCGCACAAGGUGUUGAGGAGAUCCUUGGGGUUCUCAACGAGCCCACAGUUGUGUGGCAGACGCACGCCAGAUGUUUGAAGCAUCCCUUGGAGGACAUGAGCGGUGUCUCUUGCAAGGACGAUAGCAGAAGUGGCAGCAUGAAGCAGAACAAUGGCGACGGAAGACGAGCUGCCCUUACUCACUGGAGGUAUCAGAUUCACUCGAAGACAAAGCUGUGCGUUUCUGAGAAUGUGGUGACUGGUUGUGUCCAUCGCCUUUGCACGGAGACCUUUGCAAAGGGAGGAUACAGCAUGAGAAUCAUCCACACAUCGCCGGACGAUUCUGGCUAUGGGGCAGUAAAGCGCUACCGUGGUUGGACUGGGACUCAGUGGAUCCCAGUGGCAAUAGAAACAGCAGGUCUCCUGAAACCAGAAUACUCUACGGACAUCUACGACGAAAUGAAGAAGGAGCUCAGCCAAUGCCAGGUACAAAUCCCAGAUCUCUAUUGGUGUGAAGACGAAAAGGUUGUCUGCGGAGCGGAAGCGGUGCGCAACGAAGAACAGGCAAUGGUGAUACUGGCCACACUGGCCUCGAUCGAGCUGUUCGAGGAUGCAGCUCUGCCCCCAUGCUUGGACCACAAGUACAAGAUCAUCAAGGUCGCCCCUGACGGGGCUUGUUUUUGGUCAUGCCUGUGGCUUGCCACGCAAGCCACGAUCGAUGAGAUUGCAUCCUGGUACAUCCGACCGCGGGGUGAAACUGGGUUUGCCACAGGCACCAUUGACAGCCGAAGGGAAUCAGUUGUGGUCUGGACGUGGGUUUCGGGCUUGAAGGACAUGCCACCAGACUGUCGUGAACGAUUUGGAAGACAUGCUUCUGCAGAGGAACCAGAUAUUGCCUGGGCUGCCAACACGUUGGGCGUUGGCAUUUUCGUGCUGACUGGAGGUCUGAAGCAGGGAGCGCAAGCAACACAGGUCUUCAAUGGCGAUGCGACUGACAAGAUCUGGCUGGUAUCUCAUCCAGUGACGGAUGGGGCUGGACAUGUGGCACCACACUUUUCUUUGGUCAGUAAGGCGGAUUGGUAUGAUCUCCUGGAUGAUGACGAUCCUAUGGAUCACGCUGUGGACAAGGAUUGGAUCUGGAUGCGGCACGGGCUCUACGAGUUGCAUGAUCUUGCCGGAACCAAUGCAGCAUCUAAGCCAGAGCUGCCGAAAGAGGAGGCUAAGAAAGCUGUGACAGAGGAUCUGAAAAAGGAUGAGAACUAUGCAGGGUGGGUCUCGUGUUUCUCUGAGAAGCUUUGGGAAGAGUAUCAGGGGAAACAUGGGGUGAGCAGCAGCAACCAUGGACCCAAUACGGUUUUCCAAUUGAGCAUGGCCGACCUGGAUCCCUUAGAAGUCAGACAAGAAGAUUUCGGAAAUGAUGCAAAGUUUACCUUGGAAAGUGUGUGCUUUUUGCUGGACUACCGGGAUUCCGAAAGCUUGACGCUCCCGAGCUCAAACGUUCAAGAGCUACGUAAGGUUGCUCGAGGUGAAUACGGAUUCUCCGUAGCAAAGACCCAGGUGAAGAAGCACCUUCUGAUUUCGAUGUUGGUGAAACGGAAAUGCAAAGCAGAGCCAAAGGAUAAGGAAAAAAAUGGGAAAAAGGAGAAAGACAAGGAAAAGCAAAAAGACAAGGAGCACAAGGAGCACAAGGAGCACAAGGAGCACAAGGAGCACAAGGAGCACAAGCAGAAAGACAAGGAGAAAGACAAGGAGAAACACAAGGAGAAAGACAAGGAGAAAGACAAGGAGAAACACAAGGAGAAACACAAGGAGAAAGACAAGGAGAAACACAAGGAGAAAGACAAGGAGAAAGACAAGGAGAAACACAAGGAAAAAGCAAACGUGGCACCAGCAGUAGCAAAAGCACAACCUUCUUCAAGCAACAAGUCGCUUCCUGCAAUGGGAUCCAAAUCUGAGCCACAAACGCCUCCCGCAGAUGCUAUGUUAGUGGUUCCUCAAUCGGUGAAAAAGGAGCCAGUGACUCCAAAGGCUCCCAAAGACAGCGAGGCAGCAAAAGCACCUGAACAACAGCAGAAGUUCAAGCGCAAACCAGCGAGCAAUGAGUCAAUCACAGCAGCAGCAAGCAAGGAAAAAACAAAGACUGGUACAGCAGAAGCUGAACAAGCACAGGUGCUGGAAGAGCUCCCUGUGAACUCCAUGCCGCAAGAAUACAUCAUCCUAGUACAAAUUCCAGCAGAUGAACCACUGGGAAAGUCUGAUGAUGACUUUUGCAACACCCGUGUAUCGUCCUUCAGCCUUGAUGGGGAAAUGGUGGCCGAGAACUUUCCAGCUUUCAUUGUACCAAAUGGAAAGCUAGGUACCCUGAAGGGAGGAAUGCUAUUUCUCGACGAUUUUAGAUCUCCUCUCAGCUCUGAGCAAGUUUCUGGUUUAGCGGUGGAAUGCGCGCAACAAACCCUGGAUCGUAGAAGGAGCUCUGAGGAAUGUGCGGAUUCCAAAAGGAAAAAGCAAAGGCAAGAGGACCAGGAGUACAUUCAGAACUUGCAGCAAUCUUGUCAGGAGAGACUAGCAAAAAAAGCACAUGAUGGUGAGAAAUUGGAGAUAUGGAAAAAGAUCUUUCAGCGUCUUACUGCAGCAGAUAGCAACAGAGGGGACAAACCUGAAGAGAUGCGGUGGUGUGAUUACUUCAAGGACCUAGUUCAGCUGGAUGAUUUGGACACUCCAAGGGCAUUUCUCUCAAGUACUCUGGAUCGGGAGGAUGCAGUGAUCCAAGUCGGGGUUUACGUCUCUUCUCUCAAAAAAGCUCUUUCAACAGCUUCUGUGUUUGUCGAGAGGUCGCAGAGGCAGGUGUUGAGAAGACAGAUGAAAAUCGAGAAAAGGGAGAACCGAUUGAAGGCAAAGGUUGCACUGCACUUUCAAAACCCUGCAGAAGUUGAAGCACAGAAGGAAAAGAGGAAACGAAGGAGGCAACACUGGCAUAACCGGAAAGCACUUUUGAAGAAAGUGCCAGUGGCGAGAAGGCGAGGAAACUACAGGAAAACAAUCGACGAGGGAAAGUUUGAAGAGGAAUUGAAAACACGAAGGCGAACCAUUUUCAUUCAGCAGAAGCUGGAAGUUGUCAACUACUGGAAAAAGCUUCGGAAGGAAAAGAAGGAAUGUGAGGAAACAGUCCAAGAACCCAGGCCUGCGAUGGCUACCAGGGCUGAGUUAGUCAAGUUCUUCCAGGCCAAGAAGGAAGCCAGAAAGAAACUGAAAAACAAUCUCCAGAAGUUAUGCCGUGAGAAAUUUCCAGACCUAGUCAGGAAAUGUUCAGUGGUACGUUGGGUCAGGACUGCGGAGGAAGAGCUGUGGGAACAGCUACCUGAUUCUAUUAGGUCCAGAUCUUGUGAAACCAGCAAUGAGUGGAGAAGAAAGAUUGGGGCUCCACUGAAAGGUCGAAAGGAAGGAGGCACUGUGCCAUGGAUCUUGCAAAAGGAGUUAGACAUGCUGAUGGUGGAGGCUUCAAGCGGAUUGAGUGAUGUCACAGAGAGAAAAGAGAUGGUGACAGUAGAAAAUGUUGCUGUCACCAUAUGCAGUUUGAUCGAUGACUGGAACUCGGCUAUCCCAAAGAUGUCCCAGCUGGUGCAACAGCACAACCAGGAUGUCCGGGAUCGAUACGAAAGCGGGGAGCUAUCUGCAGAAACUCCCCUGUGCUACAAAGUCCGAUCUCUUGCUGGACAACGCGCCAAGAAGGCCAAGGUUGGAAGUCGAAUCGACAAGAAGCUGCACAGCAUCCGCGGAGCCAGAAGAUCCAUCACAGUACUGACCUCAUCAUUUUCAGAUGGAGCCCCUGGCCCGGUUGCUUUUUGCUUGCCGGAAGGCAAGAUCUCUCCUCAAGAGGCUCUGGCAUUUAACCGUGCCAACCACGGCAGAGCAUACGUUUUGACCAGUGGCACGGACAGUCAUUUCAUGACGGGUGAAGUGUUGGCAGUCCUUCUCGAUCAGUUAAUUUCCCCAGCCUUGGAAAAGCAAAGACUCAAGUAUGGGCUCAACAAAGAGGAGCACAGAGCCGCAUUGCUGUGCGAUGCCUGGACAGGCACAUUUUCGACGGCUGCCGGCCUGGAUCUUCGAAGGCCAUUCAUUGGAUUGGGUUUCGAAACGCUGGAUUUGCGUUCGAACGGCCAGGUGAACUCCACGGUGGCCAAAUAUCCCGAGAUCAUGAGCCUCACUGCUGAUGCUUGGUUUGAGGUGGACGCCAGAACCUUCCAGGCCAGUUGGAUCACAACUGGCUACUUUGAAGCCAGCCACUUCUUGGAUGUGGCCAACACACCGGUGGCUAGUGUCGAGUCACUGGAAGAGGCACACAAAGUCCUUGAUCCCACCGGACUGCUAGCCGGCACGGCACUUUCAGGCACUCCGCAGUAUUGCACGACUUUUGAAUGGAGGAUUCAGGAUGAAAAAGAUAAAAACACCUGGUUGCCUUUGCCUUAUGAGAUGGCUCAUGCCAUAGUGCGUACUCUGUGCAGCCAUGCACAUCAGUGGAGAUUAGCCCGGCAAGAGCUGCAAAAGCAAAAGGACCAGGACGCUUCGGGUUGCAAGCCAAAGACCAUCAAGGCCCAAAAGGCUUUUGACUCACUGGUCAAGACUGAUCGCUAUGUGGUCAUGAACAAGCGGACAGGUUGGUGUGCUACCAAAGAUUGGCUUUCUCGACAUGUCCAGCUUUCAGAGUCGGGGUACCCUUCACUGAAGAAGAAGGAUUCGAAGUGUCAGAUGUGGGUGCUGACCGUCCGCAUCGUUCUCGACGGUAGUUCCUUGCGGGAUCUGAAGUUCCAGGCUGGGCAAGGGAAGAACUUUCGAAACGUGAGAUGCUUUGAUCUCCCGAACGGCAAGUGGAAGUUUCAUCUGACCAGCAUAGCCAGUGGCUAUGAGCAUGUGUUUGGGAAGGAUGGUGAACAGUCAGCACUCUCCGGCGAUGAUGCGGAUGGGAAUUCCGAUGCUGAAAGCUGUGCAACAGUGGGGGACGAAGCGGGUCAAACAGCUGCGCAUAUGUCGGCUCUGCAGAUGGAUCCAGCUCCGGCAGCGGAGCCAAACAAACAUGAACCCAAGGUGUGGCUUGGCGGUGGCACUUUCGGAGUUCCAUACCAAGAUACUGAGCCAUUUGGCAGCGAUGCUGAGAUGGGUGACGGUGAGCCAUUUGAUGAGAAUAACAUGUUUGUAUCCAUCUCAAAGAAACAUGUUCCUCCGUGCUUCUUUGAAAGAGAAGCGUACUGCACGCUAAGUAAGCAAGGUCUGUGUGAUCUCCCGGAGUGUGGAGAUUUCAAGUUGUCUUAUCACAGCGUGUCAUGUCAGUGGCAUGCAAUGUGGGGAUCAAGCAACUAUGCCCCGAGCUGGGGUAAGAUCCGAUCUGAAAUCAAGGCGUUGCUCCUUGUUUUAAUUCGAAUCUGGAAGGAGCAUGUGUCCACGCUUGCCGAGCAAGAUGCUGCUCCUGCAAAAGAAUAUUUGCAUAGACUCGAGUCCUACUCAGAGGACAUUUCGUUUUGA